AUGGAGGAUAAUCUUGUUUUUGCAUUGGACGGGCGUUGCAAUCCAAACACGCAACGCACAGGACAACACCUGACCAUAAUGGCAAACUGGCACAGGGACCAAAUUGCAUUUGAGAGCAUCGACUUUGCACGACUGCGAUCUUUGACAGUGUUUGGGGAAUGGUAUUCAUUCUUUAUCUCCGGCAAGAUGAGGCGGCUCCGAGUGCUGGACCUAGAAGGCAUGGUAGCUCUAACAAAUGAAGAUAUUGAGCAGAUCUUUGUGAAGUUGUUGAGCCUCAAGUUCAUCUCCCUACGGGAAUGUAGGGAAAUUAGUCAUCUACCGGAUACAUUGGGAGGGCUGAGGCAGUUACAGACUCUUGAUGUAAGAUGGACCUCCAUAGUCAAGUUGCCGUCUGCUAUCAUCAAGCUACAUGAGCUGCAAUACAUACGUGCUGGUGCCAUUGUAUUGCCAGAUGAAGAUUGGAAAUCCGCAUCAACAGAAGAUGGUGAUGUGGUGACAAACCAACUACCAGCAACAACAUCAGAAGAACUAGAUGGCCGUGAUAGCAGCAUAUCUUCAGGGCGGCCAGCAGUACCAACAUGCACUGAAAAUGCUGAGAGCCCAGCACAGGCAACAACAUCACAAGAAGCCCAGCAUCCAAAGGUGGGGAGAUUGGCAUCCAAACUGUCACAUACCUGGAGCUUGUGUGGGUCGAAACCAAGGAAAGAGGCCCAACAUCAUAAUGGUGGUCUUGGGGUCCCUGUAGGGAUUGAAAGCCUUACGGCCUUGCAUACUGUUGGUGUGGUGAAUGUCAAUGCAUCAGGUGGGGAGGCCUUUCUGAAGCAGCUCGCAAAACUAACCCAAUUGCUCAAGCUCAGAGUGUGCGGCAUCAAUAAGAAAAACUGGCCGCUGCUAUGUUCUGCCCUCUCGGAUAAGAAUUGCCAUCUGGAAUCCUUGUCAGUGCGAUUCGACGAGGAUUGCCUCGACGAUAGCUUCAAGCCACCCAAGACCCUGAAGAGCCUUAAGCUGUACGGGCCUAUAAGGAAAUUGCCGGACACCAUCAAGGAUGUUUUCAAUUUCGAAAAGUUGGAUCUUGAGAUGACUAUUACAAGCCAAGAUGACAUCCAUUUAUUCUUGAAAGACAAAUUGCCUCGUCGUGAUAUUCUAAAUCGUCUCUGCAUCAAGGUGCAAGGAGACAAAGCGGUAAAUUUUAGCUCGAAUGAAUUCGACUACGACGGCAACUGGUCUGGUUCUUUCCGACCUCGGGUCGUUAAGAUAGACUGCAGCUCCAAGUUAGAGGUAACUGUUGGUAGUAUAAUCAGGUAUGCUGAGGUGCUGAUAAUCCAGUGCUCUGAAGGUUCAUUCUUCCGGGUUUCUGGGGGACGUGAUGGGCUAAGUGGUAUGUACGGUAUCAAGGCAGUCUGGCUUAAGGGUUCCUACAGUGAGGAACAACGUGUGCACCUGAAGGAACUUGUUGACAGGCAUAGUAGGAAGCCAGUCUUGAAGGUGGAGCCACUGCAAUAG
Messenger RNA from Triticum turgidum subsp. durum (durum wheat), 1503 nucleotides. Lineage: Eukaryota; Viridiplantae; Streptophyta; Magnoliopsida; Poales; Poaceae. The record is from the annotation of a GenBank genome assembly.